AUGUCGGACGCGCAGACUCGAAAACGCUCCAGGCCCGUGGAUGGAUCGGCCUCCGGCAAUGAAUCCUCCGACGACGACUUCGGCCCAGCGUUGCCCGCUUCCGUGCCGCCCAAGAAAAAGCGAAGGCUGCCGUAUGAGUCGCUGUAUGUGGAUGCCUUGCCGAAAGGCGUGAGGUAUUCCAGAUCGUUAAUGCACAGGGAUCAGGUAUCCACGGUGACCAUUGCCCCUUCGCCCGCCGACUUUGUCAUCACCACCUCGAUUGAUGGGGUGGUCAAGUUCUGGAAGAAGAUGGCCAAAGGAAUCGAGUUUGCCAAAGAAUACCGGGCACACGAAAGCCAGGUGGUGAGCUCGACUGCCAGUGUCGAUGGAGCCUUGUUUGCCACCACAGGUGACGAGAGUGAUAACAGCAUCAAGAUUUUCGAUGUCAUCACGUUUGACUUACUGUCCAUCUUGAACCUCGAGAACCCGGCGACCUGCCUCUGCUGGGUGCAUCGACGCGGCGCUGCCCCCAUCCUAGCGGCCGGGGUCGGGAAGGAGAUUCACAUCUACGAUGGCCGUGGCGACUCGCAGACUCCCAUGCAUGUAUUGUCAUCUCUCCACCGCGCUCCUGUCGUGGCCAUGGCCUACAACCCUGCCUUUGACUGCGUGGUGUCUGCGGACUCGGGCGGCAUGAUUGAAUACUGGCAGCCCGGCGAGAACUAUGAAAAGCCCGACACCGUGUUCAAAAUGAAGGCCACCACCAAUCUGUUCGAUUUCAAAAAGGCCAGGUCUGCUCCGUGCAGCAUCACCAUUUCACCUUCCGGUCAUCAGUUCGCCACAAUGUCUUUUCCGGACCGGAAAAUCCGGGUGUUUGACUUCGCUUCCGGCAAGCUUUAUCGCUCAUACGACGAAUCCAUUGAAACCAUCACGGCGAUGCAGCAAGCUGGGACCGCUCUGCAGAAGCUGGACGAGGUCGAGUUUGGUCGGAGAAUGGCCGUCGAACGUGACCUGGACAAUCCGACCGUGCGGUCGAGAAUCAAUAUAAUCUUCGACGAGUCCGGUCAUUUUAUUGCCUACGGGUCUCUUCUAGGCAUCAAGGUGGUCAAUACUCUCACCAACCGGGUCGUGAAGGCGUAUGGCAAGGAGGAACCGUUCCGAGCAUUGAACAUAGCUCUAUAUCAGGGUGCGCCACAGAAAAAAGAAGUGGUCACCGUUUCUAUGGCUGCCAGCGCCAACCCGCUCCUGAACGAGGCCGAAGAACGAGAUCCUAUGCUCUUCGCUGCCGGGUAUGGGAAGGCUCGGUUCUACAUGUUCACCAACGAAGAAGAAAUCAGCAAGUCGACGCGAGAUGUCCAGAACGAGAAACCGCGAGUGACUGGAGGCAAGAAGAAGGAGGCCAAACAGGCCCAGACAGGGACGUCUGCAGUUCUCCAUACGACAUACGGGGACAUCCAUAUCAGGUUGUUCCCGGACAAAGCACCCAAGGCGGUGGAAAACUUUGUCACGCAUGCGCGGAACGGCUAUUACAACAAUACCAUCUUCCACCGGGUCAUCAGGAAAUUCAUGAUUCAGGGAGGAGAUCCGCUGGGCGAUGGCACCGGCGGGGAGAGUAUAUGGGGGAAGGAGUUUGAGGACGAGUUCUCCGACCUCAAACACGACAAACCGUACACGGUGAGCAUGGCGAAUGCGGGGCCCAAUACGAACGGGUCACAGUUCUUCAUCACAACGGAGAAGACGCCGUGGUUGGACAACAAACAUAGCAUUUUCGGCCGGGCGUACCAGGGGUUGGAUGUGAUACAUCAGAUCGAGAACACGAAGGUGCGCAAGGAAAAGCCGGAGGAAGACAUCAAGAUUGUCAACAUAUCAAUCAGCUAG
This is a messenger RNA of Capronia epimyces CBS 606.96, 1854 nucleotides long. RefSeq names its product peptidylprolyl isomerase. Gene Ontology annotation, molecular function: peptidyl-prolyl cis-trans isomerase activity; protein binding. Gene Ontology annotation, biological process: protein folding; protein peptidyl-prolyl isomerization. The transcript has a single exon. Lineage: Eukaryota; Fungi; Ascomycota; Eurotiomycetes; Chaetothyriales; Herpotrichiellaceae. The record is from RefSeq and is a predicted model, not a curated record. The coding region runs from base 1 to 1854 and encodes 617 amino acids.